This is a messenger RNA of Blastocystis hominis, 692 nucleotides long. RefSeq lists its product as hypothetical. Lineage: Eukaryota; Bigyra; Opalinata; Blastocystidae. The coding region runs from base 41 to 676 and encodes 211 amino acids. The record is from RefSeq and is a predicted model, not a curated record. The transcript is spliced from 4 exons.
UGAUAUCUAGCUGCUUUUUUCAAUCUAGAUUAUUUAGUAUAUGGAUACCAGUGUAGGUAUUAGGAAUCAAGUCAAUAGUUCGUUUUAUAUGGAUUGUCUUCGGAAAAACACUAAUUACUCACUUCUUCAGAGUUAUCCAAUAGUCCCAGGUUCGAUGUAUUCUCGGGAAAGGGACUAUCAGCGCGUCCAAGUUUCGAGAUCUAGCAAGCCUGGACCAAAGCCUAACCGCUGUAUAUGGUGUAAUGAAGUACAAUGCAACCACUGCCAAUGUCCCGGAUAUGCAAAAUGUGAUCACAAGAACGGUGAACCCUGUUCACGACAUCGCUAUAAACGAAGGUUAGUUUGUAAUUCUUGCGAGAAAGUAAAAUUACGCGAAGAAGCUGCCAAACGCAAUGAGGGGAAGGGUAAAGAAGGAAAGAAGAGUGUCCCUUCAAGUGGAAAACAACAUGAGAAGAAGACGAGCCAUACUUCUCAAAAAGUUUCUUCAUCAUUCGAUCUUUUGUGCGAAAUUGCUUCUUCACAAGCAAAGCUUCUGACACAUCCAGUUGCGAACCAAAAUUCACAGCCUAUUCUUACUUCAACAGAAACCCAAGAAACCAAGUUUCAGCCUGUUUAUGUUUAUCCAUAUUUGCCCUAUUAUUAUACGUCUUACCCGCCCAACGAUAACCAUCUUUAGUUUAUGUGUAGCGCUA